AUGGACAAAAAUGAUAAUGAACAAGUAGCAUCUCCAGCAUCCGUUGAAACACCAUCAAGCACAGUUGACACUAGUCAACAACGAUAUGAUUCAAUGGGUGAUGAUGGAUCGUUUUUCGUUGGAAGUUUACCAGCUGAAGUUGUACGACGUGUGAAUGCACUCCGAAAUAUUCAAGCAGAACAUCAUAAAAUCGAAGCAAGCUUUUUUGAAGAAGUUCAUGCACUUGAAUGUCGUUAUUUAAGCAAAUAUCAGCCACUUUACGAAAAACGUUUGAACAUUAUCAAAGGUGCUUAUGAGCCAACAGAAGAAGAAAGUAAAUGUGCAUUUGAUGAAGAUGAAACUGAUGAACAAGCAAAAAAAGACAAAGAAGCAGAAGGAAAGAAAGACGAAGGAACAACAGUCGGUAUUCCUGAAUUUUGGCUGCAAGUAUUCAAAAAUUCUGAUGUUCUUUCUGAACUGAUCAAAGAACAAGAUGAAGAAGUACUCAAACAUCUCAUCGACGUCCGUAUUACUAUGAAGAAUGAAGCGAAUGAGAAAGGUUUCACCAUUGAAUUUGAAUUUACACCAAAUGAAUACUUCACUAAUACCGUCUUAACAAAAUUCUAUGAACUUCGCACUGGACCAGACGAGCAUGAACCAUUAGCUUAUGAAGGACCAGAAAUCAUCAAAUCGAAAGGAUGCGAAAUUCAAUGGAAUAAAGGCAAAAAUGUCACAAUGAAAAUGGUUAAAAAACGACAAAAACACAAGAAUCGUGGAACCAUUCGAGUAGUGACCAAAGAAGUGCAAACAGAUUCAUUUUUCAACUUUUUCACACCACCAACUGUUCCCGAGGAUCCUGAUGCUGAAAUGGAAGAUAGUGAUGAAAUGAGAAUGUUAGCAGCAGAUUUUGAAAUCGGUCAUAUGUUACGAGAUUCGAUUGUGCCCAAAGCUGUUCUUUACUAUACUGGUGAAGUUGCCGAUGAAGAUGAUGGAGAAUACGAUGAAGAAGGAGAUGAAGAUGAUGAAGACGAUGAUGAUGAUGACGACGACGAUGAUGAUCACGAUGAUGACGAACAUGAAGGUCAGGCUGCGCCCCGCGGUGGACAUCAUCAUCAUCAUGGAAGUGGUGGUAAACAUGGUCCCGGUGGUAAAUCUCGUGGUGGAAAACAAGGCGGUGCUGGUCAACAACAACCAGAAUGCAAACAACAGUAA
Messenger RNA from Adineta ricciae, 1191 nucleotides. Lineage: Eukaryota; Metazoa; Rotifera; Eurotatoria; Adinetida; Adinetidae. The record is from the annotation of a GenBank genome assembly.